Molecule: messenger RNA, 2051 nt
Organism: Belonocnema kinseyi
Lineage: Eukaryota; Metazoa; Arthropoda; Insecta; Hymenoptera; Cynipidae
Product: dynein light chain 1, cytoplasmic
Exons: 3
Coding region: 222-491 (89 amino acids)
Biological process (GO): cilium assembly; microtubule-based process
Cellular component (GO): cytoplasmic dynein complex
Molecular function (GO): dynein light intermediate chain binding; dynein intermediate chain binding
Source: RefSeq, a predicted model, not a curated record
CAAUCAGCGACUAGAAACGGUGGUACGGGAACGGGUGCUCCGAUCUUCAACCCGAUCAACGAAUUUUUCGGUGUCGGCAGACGUGCUAAAAAAUCACUGAGUAAUUCGCUUCGUCUUUGUGAAUCUUUGUGAAAUCGCGAGGGCAGGCAACCGCGGCCGGCUUCCCAGUGUCUCCAAUUGAAAAGUGCGUUGGCCACUGAGCAAAAAAUAGAAAAAGCAAAAUGUCUGAACGAAAGGCAGUGAUUAAAAAUGCGGACAUGUCCGAAGAGAUGCAGCAAGAUGCUGUUGACUGUGCGACUCAAGCUUUGGAGAAGUAUAACAUUGAGAAGGACAUCGCCGCAUACAUCAAAAAGGAAUUCGACAAGAAAUUCAACCCCACGUGGCACUGUAUCGUUGGACGCAAUUUCGGCAGCUAUGUGACACACGAGACAAGACAUUUCAUUUACUUCUACCUGGGCCAGGUAGCCAUCCUCCUCUUUAAAAGUGGAUAAAUCGGUUUCUAAACUCUGUACUCUCUCAACCCUCUCACCCCUCUUCCUUUCCUCUUCCCCAGAAACCUAUUUACCAUGCCAUCUAUAAAAUAAAUUACGUUAUGUGUACGAACAUGAGAAGUUACUUUUCAAAUAGGAAGACUGUCGCCUGGGCAGUAGUUUCGCGGUGAAAGCGUUCCCAAGAUGGCAGCACUGUGGCGAUGCUCGAAAAAUUGCUCAAAAAACGGCUCGAAGUACUGUUGCGACUUGAUUUAAUUUUCCUUUAUUUACUGGUCCAGAAAAUCGGCAGACCUUAUUUUCUCUAGAUUCAGAUUGAAUAUCAAGAUUCUGCUGGAGUAAUGCAAUCACAUAUUUUACGGGCAUCGCCACUUGUUGUCACCAAAGGACAGCUGGCUCGUUUUCUACCGCGAACAUCAAUGUUCAAUGUACGAUCUGUUGAACGAUUUCUCCAAUUUUGGAGGUUUUUUUUCAACGUACAGCAGGACAGCCUUCGAAAAUUUCGGUUAAAAACCAAUAAGAAAAUUAUGGAACUGAGCACUCUGUCGGUGAUAGUAAAUUUCGAUUUGUUAAAUCGAGAUCAAUUUGUGAACUGUAUCAAAUUUCGUGUCUGACGACUUUGGACACUUUAACGGAGCAGAAUUUUGAAUUAGUGAUCAUAUGAAUAUUUCUCAUGUGUAGCAUUAAUUUGAUCACUAAUUCAAAAUAGCAGACUGUGAAAAGUCACCAUUAGACGAUAUAUUCGGAUGUUGACGAGAAUUUGGAAGUUUGUUAACUGAGAAAUUUCAAGCGCUGUUCUGGAAGAACGAAAGUCAAGUUCCGAAUGCCAGUUUUUGGUUCCAUGGUCUUUCGUUUAGAAUAAGCUACGAAAUAUGAGAAAUGAAGUUGUGUAGACGGAAGCAUUAGAAUUUUUUUUAUACUACGCACUAAAUACUGUAAGUGUAUAACGAAUGAAAACCAGUCGUUGUAAUACUAAUAUAUUAUUAUUAUUAUUACUUAAUAAUGUUAGAAAAGAAACUAUUCGUUGAGAUCGUUGUAUUUUGUAAACCUGGAGUGGGACUUUGUUGACGCUGUACCUCGAGGCGAUGCAUACUUAAAAAAAAGGAACUCAAAUUUAUUCAAAUCUCACUCGUUAUGCCUGUCGUCGUUUGUAUUCGUCUUUUAAUACUUCACGCUAUGAAUGCCACAUGAUCUUCUAUACGUAUUAAAAUAGUACGCAAUUUAUACACAAUUUCUAAGCGUUGGGCCUACGCCGUGGUAAAUUAUCGUGUUACCGUUUUUAAACUUAGCCUCAAGGAUGAGGGAUAGAAAGAUGACAGUUUUGCGAAGCAAGCUGUGAAUUCAAAUAAGAGUUCAGGUUUGAUUUUUUAUUGGAGAAGAAAGAGAGCUUUUUCAGCGUUUCGCUGAAUUCUUAGGAAAUUGUUAGUCUAAGUAGGGUUUUUAAUUGAUAACAUCUUAAUUCGGAACUUGAGCGUGGCCCAAUUGGAAUUCAGUGGUUUUCAGGAACAAAAACCAUUAGCAAAAUUCGUGUCCCUUUGCAAAAUAAAUUAUGGAAAAUUGAAA